Molecule: messenger RNA, 933 nt
Organism: Penicillium chermesinum
Lineage: Eukaryota; Fungi; Ascomycota; Eurotiomycetes; Eurotiales; Aspergillaceae
Product: esterase/lipase family protein
Exons: 1
Coding region: 1-933 (310 amino acids)
Source: RefSeq, a predicted model, not a curated record
AUGAAAAAGCUUCGAAAUCUGAUCAAAGGGGAAAGCCCCGCGCCUUCUGAGGCCGAAUCUGAACAACCCAGUCACGCGGUGGCCUCGAUCGAACCGACAGAAGAUUUCGCCGCACCGUCCUCUUUUCCAGAAGGAAUCAAAAUUCUACAUGACUGCCAAGAUGCAACCGUUGACAUUUGUUUUAUUCACGGCUUAACUGGAGACCGAGAGAACACUUGGACCGCCGACGGGCAGUCUGCACCAUGGCCACGCACCCUUCUUCCACCAAAGCUCACCACGGCUCGUAUCAUGACCUACGGCUACGACGCCUAUGUAGUCCGCAAGUCAGUUGCUGGAACCGAACGACUGAUUGAUCAUGCUACGAAUCUUGUCCAUGAUCUGACUGCCGAGCGAGCAGAGCAUAAUGCGUCAUCUCGUCCACUCAUUUUCGUCACUCACAGCCUGGGCGGUCUGGUCUGCAAGAAAGCUAUACUGUCCUCACGUCACAAUCCCGAAGCUCACCUUCGGAGCAUCUUCAGUUGUACUAAAGGGAUAAUUUUCCUGGGGACCCCCCAUAAAGGGUCGUGGAUGGCGGACUGGGGCAAGAUUUCAGCUAAAGCUCUUGGUGUUGUCAAGUCCACUAACAAGUCACUUCUCGACAUCCUCCAGACUAAGAACCAACUACUUGAGGCCAUUCAAGUUGAUUUUUGGUCCAUGAUCCGGGAGCAGCGAGAGGGUGGUCGAUUAAUUGAGGUCACCUGUUUCUAUGAAACAUUGCCCUUAUCCAUAGUUGACAGGGUUGUUGUGUCCAAGGAGUCGGCUGCCCUUGAAGGCUACAAUUCAAUUGGCAUUCGAGCGAAUCAUCGCAACAUGGUCAAGUUCGAUACCUCUGAUGACAAUGGGUACAAAAGGAUUCUUGGGGAACUGGUCAGAUGGGAACGGGACACAAGGUGA